Messenger RNA from Hydra vulgaris (swiftwater hydra), 713 nucleotides. RefSeq names its product signal peptidase complex subunit 3. The record is from RefSeq and is a predicted model, not a curated record. Gene Ontology annotation, cellular component: signal peptidase complex; membrane. Lineage: Eukaryota; Metazoa; Cnidaria; Hydrozoa; Anthoathecata; Hydridae. Gene Ontology annotation, biological process: protein targeting to ER.
AGGUCUGGUUUCAGGAUUUUUCUCGGAACCAACACGUAUUUAUUUCGAUCAUCCCUUACACGAAAUAACUAUACAUUAACUAUUUCUUCUACAGAAGUUUGGAUAUUGUGACAACUUAAGCAUGCAUACUGUUUUAAGUCGCCUGAAUGUUGUUUUUGCAUAUUGUCUAUCAGUUUUGGGUGCUAUCACAGUAGGCUGCUUUUUAUCUACAUAUAUACUCUUGCCUUAUCAUGAGCCCAAUGUGUCUUAUGCUGUCAGCAAGCAACUUGUAAAGCAUGUUAGAGACUUUACAGCUGUUCGAGCAAAGAAUGAUAUGGGUUUUUUAAAAUUUAAUUUAAAGUCAGAUUUGGAACCAUUGUUUAAUUGGAAUGUAAAGCAACUCUUUCUCUACUUGACUGCAGAGUAUAAAACCAAAAGUAAUGAAUUAAACCAAGUUGUAUUAUGGGACAAAAUCAUCAAGCGUGGUGAAAAUGCAUACUUAGAUCUUCAAGACAUGAAUAGCAAAUAUUAUUUUUUUGAUGAUGGCGCUGGUUUAAAAGGUCAUAAAAAUAUUACUUUGACUCUUUCAUGGAACUUGAUACCAAAUGCUGGUAUUCUACCCAGAAUCAGAGCUCCUGAUCAAUUCGUUUUUUCGUUUCCUGACACUUAUGUCAACAGUUAAUAUUGGGUUGAUAGUUUCAAUUUGUGUGAAUAAAAGUUGAAAGUUUUUGUUA